This is a messenger RNA of Setaria italica (foxtail millet), 801 nucleotides long. Its product is annotated as 39S ribosomal protein L41-A, mitochondrial. Gene Ontology annotation, cellular component: mitochondrial large ribosomal subunit. Bases 217 to 519 code for a protein of 100 amino acids. Gene Ontology annotation, molecular function: structural constituent of ribosome. The record is from RefSeq and is a predicted model, not a curated record. Gene Ontology annotation, biological process: translation. The transcript is spliced from 3 exons. Lineage: Eukaryota; Viridiplantae; Streptophyta; Magnoliopsida; Poales; Poaceae.
ACAGCCCACACUCUCCAGCUUCCAAGUCCAAACCCUACCACCGCCGCAUCGCCGCCUCCGCCUCCGAUCCCCCUUCACCGCUCGUCCCGUACGCUCCGGCCACCCUCGCCUCCGGCGACCGCCAUUCCCGCAAUCAUUUUCUUUUUGCUUCUGCGGUGUGCAGGAACGAGCGGGAGGAAAAAGAAGCCACUUGGCUGGUACAGGCAGCGCUGAAGGAUGCCGCUGGGGCUCAUACUGAGUUCGCUCGGGCGGUCGAUGCGGCGGAAGCGGAUUUCUUCGCUAGACAUCCUCUCCUCCAAACGUGCGCCCCGGGAUUACUACAAGGGCAAGAACUGCAAGCCCACGGGGUUCCACACCCGCAAAGGUGGAUAUGUGAUUGUUGAUGAAAAGUUGCCAAGAUUUGUAGUCCCCGAUUUGACUGAUUUCAAGUUGAAGCCAUAUGUGUCACAAUGCGCCAGGGACCUCACGGCGUCCACGACAUCCUCGACUACAGCUGAAUCUUCUGAAAACAAGAGUUGAUCUUACGCAUCUGCUUUAGUGAAUGCUUGCGUUUUAUAAGAAUGCUCUCAAGAGUUUAUGUUUUCGUGGAGAGUGCCGAUGUUCGGAGCUUAGCAUCAGGCCAUCAGCAGCCUAGCUACAUGUGGACUGUUCAGAUAGCUUUCUUGUAAUGACAGACUUCAUGCCGCAGUAUAAAUCGUGUCGACUUUCUUGUCCUCACAUGUACCCAUGCACAAUUGUCGCUGUUUCUUCCUGUAAAUUUGAUUUUCAUUUCGAAGUAAAGAUUGAAGCUAUGUUGCACCC